This is a messenger RNA of Gastrolobium bilobum, 2430 nucleotides long. Its product is annotated as zinc finger BED domain-containing protein RICESLEEPER 1-like. Lineage: Eukaryota; Viridiplantae; Streptophyta; Magnoliopsida; Fabales; Fabaceae. Bases 1 to 2430 code for a protein of 809 amino acids. Gene Ontology annotation, molecular function: protein dimerization activity; DNA binding. The record is from RefSeq and is a predicted model, not a curated record. The transcript has 4 exons.
AUGUGGAGUAUCAAAGGUCCUUACGAAUUUGUGGACCUAGAUAAUGACUUCUACCUAGUAAGACUUUGGGACGAGCAAGACUAUAAGCACAUAUUGGAGGAAGGACCCUGGAUAGUGGCGGACCACUAUGUUACCGUGCAGAAAUGGCGACCUAUGUUCAACCCCCAUGAUGACAGUAUGAGGAAGCUGGUUAUUUGGAUUCGCAUCCCAGGUUUUCCCCUUGAGUUCUAUAAAUCUAAGCAUCUUAGAAAUAUAGGCAAUUCAUUCGGCAGAACUAUAAAAAUUGACAGAAACUCUAUCAGACUAGGAGAGUCUGGUGUGGAUGAGUUCACAAAGAAGGAUAAAUUUGCUAGGAUGGACUUUGAAUCACACAACAGCAGUGGAGAGAAUAUGAUGGAUCACGAGGUUGAUGUUCAAGAUGCAAAUGUUGAGGGUGAUAAUACGGCUGGGUCAACAGGCACAAAGGCGCCAACAAAGAAACCGAGAAAGUUAGUAUCCAAGGUUUGGCAACACUUCGAGCGCAUUCCAAUAAAUAAGGAUGGAUGUAAAAUUCAAGCCAAAUGUAAGUAUUGUGAUCAAUUAUACAUGGCUGAUAGUAAAUAUGGCACUGGUAAUUUAAAGCGACAUUUGGAUGGAUGUGUGAGAAGAGAUACUAGGGAUGUUGGGCAGAUGAUGCUUUCAACUCAAAAUAGCUCCUUCAGUUUAGAGCCUAAAUUUGACCAUGAGAAAUUUAGGGAGUUAUUGAUAGCUGCCAUUAUUAUGCAUGAUUUGCCAUUUCAAUUUACUGAAUGGCAAGGCAUUAGAGCUCUUCUUCUAUAUUUGCGUGCGAAUUUGAAUAUUAUAACUAGAAACACAGUGAAGGCCGAUUGUGUUAAGUUGCAUAAAAGGGAGAAAGAUAGAUGCUUGAAUAUGUUAAAGGAGAAUAUCAGUAGAGUUAGUUUAACAUCUGAUUUAUGGACUUCUUUAAACACUGAUGGAUUUAUAUGUUUGACUGCACAUUUUGUUGACAAGAGUUGGCAUCUGCAUAAAAGAGUUCUAAAUUUUGGGUUUAUGCCACCUCCACAUACUGGAAUCUCAUUGGCUGAAAAAAUUCACACCUUUUUGAAGGAUUGGGGGUUAGAUGGGAAAUUUUUUUCAAUUACAUUGGAUAAUGCUUCUGCAAAUGAUGUUUGUGUUCAAUUUUUGAGAGAUCAACUGUUGAUUGGAGGUGGACUUUUAUGCAAUGGUGAGUUUUUUCAUGUGAGAUGUUGUGCUCACAUAUUAAAUUUGAUAGUUCAAGAAGGAUUGAAAGAGGUUGAUGCAUCUAUUGUGAAAGUUAGGGAAAGUGUUAAGUAUGUGAAGGGGUCACAAGCAAGGAAACAAAAUUUUUUGCAGUGUGUUGCUCAAAGUUCUCUUGCAUCUAGAAGAGGUUGUAGGCAAGAUGUUCCAACAAGAUGGAAUUCUACUUUUCUUAUGCUUGAUAGUGCACUCUUCUAUAAACGUGCCUUCAUGCACCUUGAGUUAAGUGAUUCCAACUACAAAUAUUGUCCAUCUAGAGAUGAAUGGGAUAGGAUAGAAAAGAUCAAUGAGUUCUUGCAUGUAUUUUAUGAUAUUACUUGCGUCUUCUCUAAAACCAAGCAUCCAACUGCAAAUCUUUACUUUCCUUAUGUUUUUACUGCACAUCUGACGUUACAAAAAGGAUUGAAAAGUGAUGAUGCUUAUAUUGUGAAUAUGGCUGAAAAGAUGUUCACUAAAUUUGACAAAUAUUGGUCUGAAUUUAGUAUGAUUUUAGCCAUAGCUGUCAUUUUGGAUCCUAGAUAUAAGAUGAGUUUUGUUGAAUGGUGCUACAAUAAGUUGUAUGGUGAUGAUGGGGUGAACGAAUCCACAAAGGUGAAAGACAAAUUGGUUUCCUUGUUUAAUGAGUAUGCAAAUGAUGGAAUCAGAAACUAUUCAUCUAUUUCUUCAACAAGGAGGGCUACAGAUGGUGGGAGUGAGACAAUUGAUGAAACCUCAAUUUCUACUACAUCUAGAGAUGUUUUGAGUGAAUUUGAUACUUUUCAUGAAGUGGUUGUGCCACAAAAGACUCAGCUUGAAUUAUAUUUAGAGGAUCCAAGGAUUGACAGAAGAAAUAUUAGCUUGGAUGUGUUAUCAUAUUGGAAGGCUAAUCAAUUUAGGUAUCCAGAAGUUGCUGCAAUGGCAAGAGAUAUUUUUGGGAUACCUAUUUCUAGUGUUGCUUCGGAAAGUGCUUUUAGUGUUGGAGGAAGAGUACUUGAUCAAUACCGAAGUUCACUCAAACCUGACAUAGUUGAAGCAUUGAUUUGCACUAGAGAUUGGUUAUAUGGAAAGCAAGAGCAAACAACAAUAGCUUUGGAAGAAUUGACAGAAGAUAUCAUGGACAUGAAUCUACAUUCAAUAGCUGAUCAUGGCGCUCAAAAUUACUCAGUUGCUUAA